UCGGCCCACAAAUCUACAACAGAAAUCGUAUGGCGAAACCAUUUCAAUUACAAGACGACGUCGCUGCUGUCGCGGCCUGCCGCUCCGACGCGAAUCCGGCGAAGAAGCUACAAGCCGACGCGCCGUUGCCGACGAAGAAGCUACUUGGAUAUUUAGUCACGCUCGGCUUGAAAAUGGUAUCCUAUAUGUUUAGAAAAUAUUCAGAGUAUUUGUACACGAAAUGGGAAAGGACGAUUCUUUGGGACAUGGUUGAGCCAUACAGGAGACCAAGAUCAUUUACUCCGCUUGUCACAAUCUACAUCUCUGCAUUUUAUACCGGGGUCAUUGGCGCAGCCAUCACUGAGCAACUCUAUAAGGAGAAGUAUUGGGAGGAUCAUCCCGGUGAAAUGGUACCUUUUAUGAAACCGAUGUUUUAUGGUGGCCCUUGGAGAGUUAUGAGAGGUGAUGUUCCUCCAACUGGAAAAUUUGAGCUAUGAACCGUUGUUAGUUUUUAGCUUUGUUUUGUUUCGAAUGUUUUGUGUAUAUGUUACACCUUCUCAUGUUUGUUGUUGCUCUGAAUGGCAAUAUUUAUAGAUAAUAAGCUCCACAACUACACAGCUUUGGAGCAUAGACUUUGUGGUUUUUUAAAAGAAACACUUUUCUUUGUCAUCUUGAUUUUCAUUAUUGUUUUUCGAGAAA
Ipomoea triloba (trilobed morning glory) is the source of this 678-nucleotide messenger RNA. RefSeq lists its product as uncharacterized. The transcript has 3 exons. Lineage: Eukaryota; Viridiplantae; Streptophyta; Magnoliopsida; Solanales; Convolvulaceae. Bases 30 to 476 code for a protein of 148 amino acids. The record is from RefSeq and is a predicted model, not a curated record.